UUUUUUUUUUUUUUCCUUUUCUGAUGGACUCACUGAGAAUCAUUAUUACUAAACCCUUAAUGAAAUAGCAAUUCAAAAAAUUGCUAAAGCAUAAGUUUCGACUUAUAUCACUUUUUAUACAUUUGACCAUAAUCCAACUUAAGAUGGGAUAGAGCCAACAAGGGUGACCAAGUUCAUAUAUUUGCAACACAUCUUAUAAAUAAAUUAUACAUACCUCUACAGUAACAAAGAGGUGGUUUCUAUGUGACCAUUAGUUGACCUAAGGCUAUUAUGAAUAAUUUGACAGCAGAUUUAGAGGUUAGUUCAGAAUCAACAGGCACCAAAUAUUCGUUAUCUAUGCUUGAUUGCUUAUCCAAAUUUUGGUGCCUAUUUUAAAUUUUAUUUGAGGUCCAAUUUGCUUGACUUUUUGACUAAGGCAUAAAAUUCAUCCACUCAACUCCUAAGACGUCAGGCACAGAUUUGGCUGUUAGCCUGCUAGUGCAUUUAAUGAGAUGUGCACUAGAGUAUCUAAUUAAAUACUCUCUGUUUUUUUUUGUGUACCCAUUAAUAAUUUUUUAUGUACCCGCUACUGGUUUAAUCUAUUUUUCAACCACACUUCCUUUGUCCCACAAUUUUUACUCACUUCCACUUUCACCUAUAUUUUUCUUACACUCACUUAAUUUUUUCUGAAACUAAAGUCUACAAAAAGAAAGUGGACAGAGUAAUAUGUUUAUUUUUUCAGACUUAUUAGCUGCUGUUUGCCUGUUUUUAUUGUAUUGUUUAUCCAACCAUUUUAGAGCUUGUCUCAAAAAGAGGAAAAAAAAGUCACCAUGAUUUCAGAAACCUGGGUAAUUCCACUACUGACCUUCCUCACUGUGUUUUUGGCCAUAUUCCUCCUCACCAGAAAACAGAACCACCACCAACCACCACUCCCACCAGGCCCACUGGGCCUUCCCAUACUAGGGAACCUCCUCUCACUAGACCCAGAACUCCACACUUACUUCGCUUCCUUGGCCCAAACCCACGGCCCAAUAUUCUCUCUCCGGCUUGGGACCAAGCUUGGUGUUGUCAUCUCCUCUCCUGCUCUAGCUAAGGAGGUGCUUAAAGAUCAUGACAUCAUCUUUUCCAACCGUGACAUACCCAUUGCUGGGAAAUUGGCCACAUAUGGUGGCCACAAUAUUGUGUGGUCCCCCUACGGCCCCACGUGGCAGCUGCUGCGUAAAGUCACUGUGAGAGAGAUGCUUGGUGCUGCUACACUUGAUGCUCUGUAUGGCAUCCGUUGGCAGGAAACCCGGCAGAUGAUCUGGAGAUUGUCGGAGAAAGCGGGGACAAAGACGGCAGUUAAUCUGGGAGAGGAGGUGUUCUUGGUGGUGAUCAGGGUGGUGACAGGGAUGUUGUGGGGAGGUGCCAUGGGGAUUGAAGAUAGAGAAAAGAUUGAGUCGGAGUUUCGAGUGGCGGUGACCAAGGUUGUAAGGUUGUUGGGUGCACCGAAUAUAUCAGACUUUUUUCCGAGUUUGGCACGGUUUGAUUUGCAGGGUAUAGAGAAAAAUAUGAGGAAGUGUGCUAAGUGGUUGGAUGAAAUUUUUGAGAAGGUGAUUGAUCAACGGCUGAGAAAUAAUAGGGAGGGAAAUGAAGGGAGGAAGAAAGAACAGGAUUUUCUGGAGGUUUUGUUGCAAUUGAAGGAUGAUUAUGAGGGUGAAGGCAAUGGUAAGGUGUCAUUUUCCAUGACCCAUGUUAAAUCUUUGCUCAUGGAUAUGGUGGUGGGAGGAACUGACACAACUUCAAACACAGUUGAACUUGCAAUGGCAGAAAUAAUGAACAAACCAGAGGUGCUGAAAAAGAUCCAGCAAGAGCUGGACACAGUGGUUGGAAGAGACAGCAUUGUGGAGGAGCAUCACAUCUAUAAACUACCAUACCUGCAAGCUGUCAUGAAAGAAGCACUCCGUUUGCACCCUGUACUUCCCUUGCUAGUUCCUCAUUCCCCGAGUGAGUCCUGCAUUGUUGGAGGCUAUACCAUCCCCAAGGGUUCCCGAGUUUUCAUCAAUGUAUGGGCUAUCCAUCGAGACCCUACAAUAUGGACUGACCCAUCAAAAUUUGACCCAGAAAGGUUCUUAAGUGCUAAAAUUGACUUCCGUGGAAAUGACGACUUCAAUUUCUUACCUUUUAGCUCAGGCAGAAGGAUUUGCGCCGGGAUAGGAAUGGCUGAGAAGAUGGUGCUGUUUUCACUGGCCUCAAUGCUACAUUCUUUUAACUGGAAACUGCCUGAGGGAGAACAACUGAAUAUUCAGGAGAAAUUUGGGAUCGUCAUGUCCCUGAGAAAGCCUCUCUUAGCAAUCCCUGAGUGUAGAUUAUCUAGUCCAUCUCUGUAUGAAUAAGUAAGCUCUAUGCAUUAUUCUGCUCUUCUGUAUGUUGCUUUGCAUUUCAGGGUAUAUUCUAAUCAUGUAAUUGUUGAUGCACAAUAAAAAAAAUUCUUAAUGCAUAAAAUUUUCGUGUAAACAAGAGGAAUAGCUGUUUAUAAACUUUUUA
Messenger RNA from Chenopodium quinoa (quinoa), 2505 nucleotides. Its product is annotated as cytochrome P450 76C2-like. The transcript is spliced from 2 exons. The record is from RefSeq and is a predicted model, not a curated record. The coding region runs from base 810 to 2354 and encodes 514 amino acids. Lineage: Eukaryota; Viridiplantae; Streptophyta; Magnoliopsida; Caryophyllales; Amaranthaceae. Gene Ontology annotation, molecular function: heme binding; monooxygenase activity; oxidoreductase activity, acting on paired donors, with incorporation or reduction of molecular oxygen.